AUGCAGCUCAUUGCUCAACUCGCUUCCUUGGCCCUCCUUCUGAAGGUUGUUGUCGCCGAGAACGUCGUUGACACUGGAGACGUCCCGUCAGCCUGUCGAUCCGACUCAAACUGCCAGCAGGUCUUUACCAUUGGCACUACUUGCGACGACCAGACUCGCAACGAGUCCGACUACAACAACUGCGUCUGCGGUACUUCCAAUGCGCAGUCCAUUCUCAACACCUGCGCCAUCUGCGUCUACAACAACGAAGACCGGGACGAUGAUGACCGAGUCGACAAUGAUGUGACCGAGUUGAUGCGUACAUGCGGCUGGACUUUGGAUCUGGCCGCCGCUACCACUUCUACUUCCGGGUCCAGCUCGACCACUUCUACCACUACACCCACGCCAACAGUUGCGACAAUUACAACCUCUGGCACCACGCUCGUGACCACGCAGACCCCUUCCAUUACUGCUGGUAGCGCUUCUUCGUCCACCACGCCUAAUGCUGCGUCUGUCCCAACAGCUGCAGCUGCAAACGUGCUUGCCGGCGCUUUCUUCGCGCUGGCAAUGAUCUAA
Messenger RNA from Pestalotiopsis fici W106-1, 555 nucleotides. RefSeq lists its product as uncharacterized. Lineage: Eukaryota; Fungi; Ascomycota; Sordariomycetes; Amphisphaeriales; Sporocadaceae. The transcript has 2 exons. The record is from RefSeq and is a predicted model, not a curated record. Bases 1 to 555 code for a protein of 184 amino acids.